AUGCUCGUCGCCACCCACAUCUCUGCCUCUUUCGAGGAUGCGGCUCGCAGUGCUCCGCCAAUCGAUUUCCCGCGACUAUCCGAUGCUUCAUGGGACGAUGCACUCGCCAGCACGGAAUCCGAGUUGGCAGUCAAACGCUCAGAUGGCUUCUUCCUCGUCACCGCCCUGAAAGCAUGUAUACUUGCUCACCUGGCGCAGUCCAUGCGUUUGACCAAGGCGAAAGAAGAUCUUCACGAGGAUGUUCUGCUCGAGCCUCUUAUCUCGCUGUUGUUGCAAGACGCGGGCGUGUGGGAGCGAAAGAAGGACGAGCCUGAGCGGCAGGCAUGCAGGGCAUUCUUUAUCUUCGCCGACUUGGUUGUCGCGGAGCGGGGUUUCGAAGAGUUUUCGGUCUGGUUCAACGCUAUGUUUACGCCAAUCAUCCGUGCCUGUAUUGGGGACCUAUUGCGACGAAUUACCGUGCAAUCGCCCCACCCAAGCCCAGACCACGACUCCACGCCGAGGAUUCAGAUCUGUGGUGCAUCCAGUCGGGAAAUCUUGAUUGCGCUGCGUCGGCGACAGGCUUUCUCUCAAGACCCUACCUCUGUUGUUCCGCCGGCAGAUCCGGGUGCUUUGGCUUCUCUUCAACUACGUCUUGGCACGCAUUCGAUAGAACCGCGACCCUCGGAAGAUUCUGCAACACCAGUUCUGUCUACAGUCGCACAACCUGAACUUGGAUCAGCAUUUCAUCGACCCGAAACAGAGCCUAGCGUGACAAAUGAGCUUUUAAAGGAGGCUGCCCGUUUUAUCGAAGAAACAAUUGAGAUGCAUCAACGGGGGGAUAUCAACGCUGGGGCCAAAAUCGGCGGCAUGGAUAAACCAACAGCUUGGGCAUCGUACAAGACCCUCCCGGACGCUUGCGACAAGAGGUCCGAGCCUUUUGUUGUACAAUCAGCAAGCGACUCUAUGGUUAAGAACAACAUGAGCACGGAAAAAGAUGGGCCCAAGGCGACAGAGGCCGUGAACCGUGGACUCGCCUGGCAACCUUUGCCACUCUCGAGCGGAGGGAUGGCCAAUCUUCCUCUUGCCGCGUCCAACCAAGCCGCCUCAAGCCAUUACCCGAAAUUAUUCGAAGCACCUCUGCACGAUGAUAUUCCACCGCAAUGGUUCUGGCCCAAUGCGCCAACAGACAUAUUCUCUAAUCCGAUGUUGACGACCCUCGCCCCUGUGCUCUACUGGUCGUAG
Molecule: messenger RNA, 1221 nt
Organism: Mycena indigotica
Lineage: Eukaryota; Fungi; Basidiomycota; Agaricomycetes; Agaricales; Mycenaceae
Exons: 6
Coding region: 1-1221 (406 amino acids)
Source: RefSeq, a predicted model, not a curated record